Molecule: messenger RNA, 8774 nt
Organism: Salvelinus namaycush (lake trout)
Lineage: Eukaryota; Metazoa; Chordata; Actinopteri; Salmoniformes; Salmonidae
Gene: oga
Product: O-GlcNAcase
Exons: 18
Coding region: 519-3284 (921 amino acids)
Biological process (GO): glycoprotein metabolic process
Molecular function (GO): beta-N-acetylglucosaminidase activity
Source: RefSeq, a predicted model, not a curated record
GUGUAAACAGGAAGAAGCUGCGAAAACCAGGGAAAAUCUAGAAGACGAAUAUAUAUUCAACGGGGGAAAAAUCAUAACGUUCAUUGAUUACUCGUAAUUGUAUUAUUUUAGCGCACGAAUAUGUCAACGAAUAUUAUUCUGAAUGAAGUAUUUUAGCACAGCGGUACACGACGAUAGUCAGCAACGUUACAUUAGCUAGACUUUUUCUUUAUUUUUUACAGAUUGGCACCUAACUGAAGCUAGUAGCUGUCGUUUCGUUUAACUAGAAAAUAGUUUGCAAGAAUCUAAUUUGGACAGACAAGUCGAGCAAUAUUUUUUCACACUGCGGCCUGUGAACAACGCCGGGGAUUGUCAGUAAACUAACGUUACACGGUUCAUUUCCCCUCUCCUUUCAAGUCGUCCGGGUGGCCUGCUAACCUCCUAUUGUCGGAGUUUCGGGUCAGACUCCCCUCGUCCAAGCACGUUUUUUCCCCCAAACCCUGUCUGUUGCUAGCUACGAGAACAGACAGUCUAUAGAAAUGGUUCAGAAAGGUAAGGCGGUGGUGGGGACGUCUCAAGUGGAGGUUGAGGCGAGCCCAAGCUCGGGGCCGUCUGAGGCUGGUUCAGAAGCCCCUGGCUCAGUGGAAGAACCGAGAAGCAUCGGGGUGGAACUAUCGAGCCGCAGGAAAUUCAUCAGUGGAGUCGUGGAGGGCUUCUACGGCCGGCCAUGGACAAUGGAACAAAGGAAAGAGCUGUUCAGGAGACAGCAGAAAUGGGGCUUGAACACAUACCUCUACGCGCCUAAAGAUGACUACAAACACAGGAUGUUCUGGAGAGAGAUGUACUCAGUAGAAGAAGCAGAACAACUGAUGACCCUGAUCAGUGCUGCAAAGGAGUAUGGGACCGAGUUCAUCUAUGCCAUCUCCCCAGGCCUAGACAUCACCUUCUCUAACCAGAAAGAAGUGUCCACACUCAAGAGGAAACUGGACCAGGUGACUCACUUUGGCUGCAAGUCAUUUGCCUUACUGUUUGACGACAUCGACCACAACAUGUGCCCCGCCGACAAGGAAGUGUUCAGCUCCUUCGCCCAUGCCCAGGUGUCCAUCACCAACGAGAUCUUUCAGUACCUGGGAGAGCCUGAGACCUUCCUCUUCUGCCCCACAGAGUACUGUGGAACGUUCUGCUACCCCAAUGUGGCCCAGUCUCCCUACCUGCACACAGUGGGAGAGAAGCUGCUGCCUGGUAUUGAAGUGCUGUGGACAGGUCCUAAGGUGGUAUCCAAAGACAUUACAGUGGAGUCCAUAGAGGAGGUCUCUAAGAUCCUGAAGAGAGCUCCGGUAAUCUGGGACAAUAUCCAUGCCAACGACUACGACCAGAAGCGUCUGUUCCUGGGGCCGUACAAGGGGCGCUCCACAGAGCUCAUCCCCCGCCUCAAGGGGGUUCUCACCAACCCCAACUGUGAGUUCGAGUCCAACUUCGUGGCCAUCCACACCCUGGCCACUUGGUACAAGUCCAACAUGAACGGAGUGCGCAAGGAUGUCGCCAUGACGGAUGGAGAGGACAGUACUGUGUCUAUCCAGAUCAAGCUGGAGAAUGAGGGCAGUGAUGAGGAGUUAGAGACAGACAUGUUGUACAGCCCUCAACUGGCCCUGAAACUGGCCCUCACAGAGUGGCUGGGGGAGUUUGUAGUGCCUCACCAGUACAACAGUCGCCAGGUACCCCACAGCGGAGCUAAGAGUUCAGCUAUUGACGUGUCAUCACCAGGUGCCUCCUCCCUCUGCUCUGCUACUACAGUCACUACAGUGUUCCAACAGCCCAUCAUGACCCCCACAGGCGCCCCCGACCCCAACAACCACCCCAUGGCCAAGAGACUGCAACAACAACAAGAGGUGGAGGAGGUGGAUGUUGAGAAGAAGGAGUCUGACGAAGAGCCCAUGGAGAUGGUUGUGGAGAAACCAGAUGAGACGGACCCAGAGUCAGACCCUGUAGCAGAGGCUGCAACUGAGACCAAGAGCAGCCUGGUCCUUAUAGACCAGAUGGCAGAGGAUCUGAAGCCCAUGGACACAGACAGGGAAGUCCUGGUUCCUGAGUCCAAGUCUCCAGAGGAGGACAUUGACAUGGCCCCCAUGCAGACAGACGAACAGCUCAAACAGGAUGUCUUUGUGCCUGGUCCCAAUGAGAAGGCAUUGUACACGGCAGAGCCUCUCUCUCUGGAGGACCUGACCCUGCUAGCUGAGCUCUUCUACCUGCCCUAUGAAUACGGACCCAAAGCCCUGCACAUGCUCAAGGAGUUCAACUGGCUACGGGCCAAUAGCAGCACCGUCAGCGUCAACUGCGAGGGCAAGGAACCAGAGAAGGUUGUGGAGUGGAAGUCCCGGGCGGAGAAGUUUGAGGAGAUGUGUUGUUCGGUCAUCCAGAUGUUCACCAGGCUGUCUAAUUCAGCCAACCGCACCAUCCUCUACGACCUCUACCCCUACAUCUGGGACAUCAAGAGCAUCACCUCCAUGGUCAAGUCCUUUGUCCAGUGGCUAGGGUGCCGUAGUCAGGCCACUGCACAGUUCCUUAGUGGAGACCAAGAGCCUUGGGCCUUUAGGGGCGGUCUAGCAGGAGAGUUUCAGAGAUUGUUGCCAAUCGACGGGGCAAACGAUCUUUUCUUCCAGCCUCCUCCCGCACUGCCAACAUCCAAAAUCUAUUCCAUCAGGCCCUACUAUGCUAAAGAUGAGCAUGCGGUUUAUAAGAUCUGCAGAGAGAUGUACUCUGAAGGAGUGGAGGAACUGCCCUUCUCUGGAGAGGAGCCAGACCUCAUAGGCGACAGGUUAGUAGGAGGGUUCCUGAACCUGAGUCCAGACUAUGGGUUUGUCCUGGAGGACGAGGAGGGGAUCUGUGGUUACGCUCUGGGCACUGUGGACGUCAAGCCCUUUGUCAAGAAGUGUAAAAUGAGCUGGAUCCCCUCCAUGCAGGAGAAAUACAACAAGCCCGACUGCCAGAAGGACCUCUCUGAGGCUGAGAAGAUGAUGUUGAGUUUCCAUGAGGAGGAGGAGGGCCUCCCAGAAUCGUUCCUCUCCAACUUCCCGUCCCUCAUCAAAGUGGACAUCCAUGCCAAGGUCACCGACCCCAGCGUGGCCAAGAGCAUGAUGGGGUGCCUGCUCUCUUCCCUAAAGGCCAAUGGUUCCAUUGGUGCGUUCUGUGAGGUGCGUCAGGCAGACAAGAGGAUGAUGGACUUCUACAGUAAGCUUGGCUGCUUCGAGGUUGCCAAGAUGGAGGGCUUCCCCAAAGACAUAAUCAUCAUGGGCCGCAGCCUUUGAGAACAACUACAACAUCAUCAACACGGGACGCAGCUUCUGAGACAGUUAGCCUUGCUAACCAAGCAACCAUGGAGCUGUAUAGAAAGCUUAAGUCAGCCAGGCUAAGGAUCACUGUCUGUUACCUUUACAAAACAACCAAUACUUGAUGAUUUUAUACUUCAACCACCUGGACUAGACAAGGCUAGAGGCAGCCUGUUUUUAGACAGUGUUCAGAAACAUCGCAUCUUGUACAGAUUCACUGUGCUGCCGCUAAAGGCCAAGAGCUCUGCCGGAUUGAAACAGAAUCCGAAACUGUUAAGAGCCACAGAGGUUAUCUGUAAAGCCCUGUGUGUGUUGAUUUGAGCCAAGAUGGCGGACGGUUUCCCUCUGUCUUUGGUCUCCAGAAUGGAGGUGAUGACUGUUCCCCGUGCGGCUGCAGGAAGUAGGAGCUGGUCAGGUGCCAUCCACUCCCAUUAGCCUUUCAGACCAUUCGACUUGACUGUCAGUAGCCGCGAGUGGGGGUCUGUCUGUGUCUCACGCAGACACAGUCAGGGGGUGUAUUGAGAUAUUACUCCAUCUGAAAUUGCUCCCCGUGUAACACAUUACUUUUGUCUGGUUAAAGGUAGUGCAGUGUAUAGAGAAUAGGGAGUUAUUUGAGACUUGGUAGUAGAUCAUGACACUACACCCUAGUAUAGGCCUAGCUGAUGGGGUGCUGGUUGGGGAAAAGGGGCCUUUAAAGUAUAUUACAGUUUUCUCCUGCACCACCUCUUCAAACAGGUGGUCCUCCUAGCUAACAGAGUGGAGAGUGGUUUAUGAUUCCACCUAUACUGUUUUCUAGUGCAUCCAUUUCACUCUUGAGUUUGAAAAAUGGUAUCUUUCUGGUGUGUUACAGAUUCCUCAAUAGUUUACCUAACCAAGACAUGCAGAUGAAAUCAUAUGUUUGAGUGUUCGAGGAAACUUCUGCAGACUUAAGUAACGAGUUGUUUUCUUGAAACCCACCUGAGUAGAAAUGGAUAACCUUGAAGAGAGAGAAAGGAAUAUGUGGAAGUUGUCACUUAUGUUAUGGUUUGUUUAUUCCCUUAACCCUUUGCUUUUGGCCAUGUUUUUUACUAGGGAUGUAACGAUUUACCAAUACGCACCGGUCCCCGAUUUUAAAAUGUUUUAAGAUAUAAGUGUACCGGUCCACGGACCCCAAACCGAUCCAAAUGUAGCAUGCAUCGGUCAGAAAACGAUUUAAACGUUACAAAUUGCCGGUUCACCAAAAUGUUUUGCUCACCAAAAUGUUUUGCUCAUAUUACAUUCUUUCUACCUUCUGAAAAUACUUCUCAACUUUUGUGACAACUGAUGCGUCGUCUUUCCUUCAGUGUCGAACUGCAUGUAACUGUGUUGACAGUCAUUGAUCUACAAGUCAUUUUGCAUGCCGAACAACCCCAGGCAAUAUCAGUAGCCUAGUCAAACUGAUACCCUUUACAGACAGACUUUACGGUAUGUUGCCUGUUAAAAAAAAAAAAAACAGGCAAUGUUUUUAGGGCACAAUUCAUAGUCACAUUUUUACCACAUUCUUGCCAGGAUAAGCCUUUUUUUAUAUCUCCCGUGCACAUGCCGGCAAGUGUGGGAGUAGACGUGGGGCCAAUGUGGGUGGACAUCCUAUUUUAAUAAAUCCAUUGAAUAUACGCCAUCACAAAUAAAUCCAUUAUUAAUUAGUUUUAGGCUGGACCUAAGAAACAAAACCCAUUUUUUCCCCAAAAAUAAUAGAAUGCCAUGUUUUGAGUUUAAUUUUGUUACUGGUCUGUGCGGCCUAUAUGGCUGUGGCAUGCACGUGAAAUCAAUAUUUAUUUUGUUAAUUAAACAGACGAAACAUACUUGGGCUACAUUAUUGCAUGCUAAAUGUUUCUGAUCAGUGAUGGAUGAGCAAACCGAUCGAUGAGCUAUACCACCUCCACUUAUUUUCCCAGCCAGAGAAUUAACCAAAUAUACAGACGAGAUUCAGUGAAACAAAAUCACAUUGAUUGAUUAAGACAAGUCACAGGCUUUUGGUCGGGAGUAGGCCUAGGCUACUAGGCGACUGCCAGUGAAGAGCAAAAUAAUUCACUUGUUAAGCUACAUAACAUGCUGGCAAAAUGUUCUGAUCGGUGCUAAUAAAUGACCCAACCAGACAAGAUGAUCAUGAGCAGCACUCACCUCAACUUAGCUAACAUUACCACAGCCUAAUUGUAGUUAACCAAUAUCCAGAGGUUCGGGGAAAAUAAAAAUCUGACAUUGAUUUAUCAAGACCCCAUGCUUGUCUCAAAGCAGUGCGAAACGGUGUUGAAAUAGUUGACCACACGCAUGUAGGCUGCUGCGUCAAUGAAAUGUAUUAUAACAGUUGGAUGACUGGGAGUUUCAGUAAGCAACAAUUUGAUGCCUUCAAUUGGAUUAGCCUACUUUAUUCCAAUAUUUUUGUCAUUCGGUGAUGUCUAUUCCAACGAUAAUUCUUUAUGGAUCCAUCCAGUUAUAGUUAAGGAAACUGUGUAUAUGGUGGGCUAUGCGAAGAUGGGUGAAGUGACAUGUCUCGCAAAGUUUAGAACUGCCAGGAUGAUAGUAGUAACUGGUGGUGCCUAGCAACCAUCAAGAACUUAAGAGCGUGCCAAUGCCGCCUCAGCAUUACGGCUACAUUUCAUACUAAGCCGUAGGCAGAACUGUACCGCAACCAAGUCGCCAGCAAUACCUUUCAUAUAUAAAGAGAAGUCGGCAAAAAGUUAUCGGGAUGCUAAAUGAAAAAGCGGAAAAACAUCUUGGUUUGGAAGGUGUAUGAGAAGGGUGCAAUUGCGGCCCGCAAUUCGUGGCGUUCCUGUAUGUUGGUAUUCCUGCAUCUGCAUAUUCAGGAAAUUAUCAAAUUUACCCUGUAUAUCUAAAAAUGACCAUCUACACUGAUUGUUUAAAGUAAAACUAUCAAAACUAUUGCUGAUGGUGAACCUGAAUAAUCAAAACAAAAUCUAGUGUAAGCCCUGUUCAGCAGGUAUAGCCAGAUGAGUUGUCUCUGGUAGCUUACUUUUAUUCCGGUAAAACACAAUUUUCAACAGCACAUCGAUAGCAAUAACGUAGCAAAUUACAUAGGUUGUCACUCAACUAAUAAAGCCUAAUAUCAUGCAAGCCAUUUUAGCAUUUGCAUGCUGAAGGUGCCGCACAGAUGUGCAAGAGCAGGAACAGGUCGCCUACCUUGUGCAAAACUGGGCACUGUGCGCAGUUUGACCAACAGUGUGUGAAUGCAGCCUGCAAUUUGGGGCAUUCCUGAAUGUGGGCAUUCUUAUCCUGACAAGGACACCAAUCACUUUUGCGAGGCAUGGUCGACGCAAGAGGAUAUCACUCCAAAUGGUCAAAACCAUUUGAUUUUGAAAGAAAGUUGUGCUAUAUAUUCAUUGCCUAUGUCAUAGCUAAUUUGUGAACAAUAAAUAUUGAUACAUUGCUAGCUCUAACACUUAAUCUGCUAAAUUUCUCAAUUUUGAUUUCAGAAACAGUGGGGGGACAAAAAACAUGCCCCCCCCCCCCCCAAUCUGGUAGUGGGGUGGUAGAUGCCUAGUCUCCUUUAUGGCUCAUCUCAGGUGCCUGCAUAGUACAUACACCGCAUAGAAAUACAUAAUUUACACAAAACACACACAAACAGAGGCCCAGCUCAUUAGCUCCAUCAACAGCAUUCAACAUUCAUAAUUUAGAAUGGAAAAUGAAUGUGUUUAUGCAACAAAUGUUAGUGCAUCGCCUCGACCGAAUCGCAUCGAUUCGUUCUCUAAUCAAACCUAAUGGCACAGAAUUGUUUCAAACUAAAACGUAUCGUUCCUGUAUCGUAUCUAGAUACGUAUAGAAUCGUCUUAAAAAGGAAAGAUGCACAUCCCUAUUUUUUACAGUAUGUUUAUAUAUUGCUUUUGUAUUGCCUUUUGGUUCAUUGCCUUUCUAUAUGAUUUUUCUACCUGUGGAUAUCUCCAAGGGGCCUAUUGCCCUGUACUGUAGCUCACAGGUGAUUAUCACGCACUCUUAUCUACUGUCAAUCCACCUGACAUAUACAUAAGGGGACUUGAGAAUGGGUGGGUUCAUUUUAGCUUACUUGGUGCCCAGGGUGGGCUGAGUUUUGACAUUUAAUUACCAUGGAAUAAUCUACCUUCCGGUACCCCAGGCGAGCUAAAAAUGAACGCACCUUGCCUCAAGGGUGGGUCAUCUGCUCUGAAAGGUCUCUAGAUUCAGUCACAAAUCCAGUGCUCUGGCUCUUAAGCCAAGAGAGAUGAGCCAAAUCUUAAUGUUAGAAAAUGUGAAAAUAGGACGAAACAGUUUGCAGAUGCUUUAGCACUCCCACUAUAAUGCAGCUGCUCUAUUUCUCAACUUCCCAUGAUGUGCUGAGGAAUGCUAACCACUAACCAGAAUCUUAUCCAGGACAUCAUGUUCAGUUAGAAAUAUACUGUGUAGAACAGACGCGAUUCCAUGCAAAGCAGAAUGAGGAACCAUGUCGGCUCUGUACGCCACAUUUCUAUCUGCAACGUCCUACAACAUUGCACUCACUUGAAUACCAUUGCUGCCCUUCUUAGGGUUGUUAAGCUAGAGUGACAUUGACUGACUACCUUCACUGGCCCUGGCUGUGUCAAGAGAAAUGGAGGGAGUGAUAUACUAUACCUAGGCCUUUUGUAUCUACAUAUGUGUUAAAUGUUUUAUACUCAAAGUGUUUCUCAUUUUGCUGUUUUUGUUCAUGUAAAGCGAGUAAAAAGCACUUUGAUCCUAACAUGAAGCCUUCUCUUUGUAACAGGAGGAUCAGCCGUAGCUCAUGUUGCUUUGUCCUAGCUGCCUGCCAAUGUGAUGUUUUGAUACUGCUACAUACAGUACAUCUGUGCUGUGCAUGAUGCUUAUUAGAUUUGUUUGGUUUAGCAAACAUCAGAAGAAAAAAAUCACAUCCAUAUUACAGUCUAGUUCACCGGGGGGAGUUGAUAGCUUGAUGCCCUUCCUCAACCUAUGACGUCACCGCAGACAAUAGACAAGUCAAUUAAAAUCUGUAAAGGAAUAGGGGGGAAAUAAGACAAGUAUUUGGUUAGCUCAUUUUUGUUUUCUGAUUUUUGUCAUUUCUCAAUGAGCACAAGCCUGAAUCAGUUGAAACAUUUUAAACAGUAGUUAGAUUGAAGUAUUUGUCUUCUCUAUUCAACACGUCACCCUCCGUACUAUGUUAUUCUGUGGUGGUCAAGUAAAUUUCCCAGAGAGAAUAAAACAUGUAUCCUUCCAGUUCUCCACUGAUAUUGAAGGGUUCACUUUUCCAUAACGUCAGACAUUUUGUCAUUGCUUGUGCUAUUGUGACGACUGCUUUUUUUUCUGCCUCCUGAUUUUGAAAGUAUAGCUGCAGUUGAAAGGGAUUAUUGUAGGCCUGCGUUUGAUGAUACAUACAUAGGGACAUUGGGUUUUUUGAGGGGGACGUUUACUGAUAAUAUAACUCAUUUCUGUAAAAUGUGUAUGUAAAAGGAAAAUGAUGGUUUAUAAUAUUAAUAAACAAUGUAAAAAGUG